CACAGUCACGUGGCUUCAAAUACCAAAAUGGCUAAAAGAAAAAUACAUCGAUUGUAAGGGUAAACAUGUUUCUCCAGCAAACAAUGAGCGGUUUGUAAAAUGAGAUUAGCCUGCGUUCAAGUGUUCGUGAAGAUGAAAAGCGCUCCAAGUCAUGGGGUCACAAACGCUUGAGAUUUUGCGGCAAGGCGUGUGGGCUUCGCUGACAGGCGGCUGGUUCUACGAUCCGCACCAGAACAAUUUUUGUAACACUUUCCACCUUUACGUCUGGCUGCUGCUGCUAUGCCUUCCCUUCACGCUGUACCUGUGCGCACCUGUGGGAAUCUACGCGUGGGUCCUGUACUGCGUGUCAAUAGGAGGGCUCUUUGGUGCCCUCAAAAUAGCAAAUUAUGGACUGCACCAUAUGUUCGAUACCUCAGAAUGCAUCCAGGAGGUGUCAAAGAGAAACGCCAGGAGCGAGCUCAACAAGGGAAAGUCCAAGGGCCAAGGCGACAAGGAUCAAAAGGAUACAGAGGGCAUAGAGCUCACGGUAAUUGAGCCUAAACAGAGAAGUGGAACGCCACCUGCGGCCAGUAGCUCGAGGAACUCCAUCGGUGAGACUGCCCAGAUCCCAACCGAUGCCGACAGUAUUGAAAGUGGCGCAGCUGUGAUCAGUGAUGACAUCAAGCAUGGCAGUACUAUUGAUCUCAAAGUGGAUGUGCAUCGUAAAAACAGUUCGGAGAGCAGUGAAGACUUAUCUCAAAGACCUAAAGUUAAAAAUGUGGCCGUCCAGUCUGAACAACCCACGCAGGCAGAAGCUGAAAAUACGCGUCAGAAAACUAGUGAAACUGCCAAACGAACAAGAAGAGAGCCAUACGUGGCUGUUCCUAUUUUUGAGGAAGGCCGCCUGUCGGCCAGUGGUGGUGGCGCUGGAGAUGGAGGCCCUCCCGAGGAGGAGGAAAUCAGGGUACAGAACGACGAGGAGGCUGUAGCUGAGCAGACUGGACAGCAUGGAAGGAGAUACUCCAAUAUCUCCAGCAGGACCUACAAUUUGUUCAGCAUACCAUCCUCAUCGACAGCCUCAAUGCCAAUCACAAUGAAGGGAACUGGUUCCUUGGAACUGCCUGAUGGUGGUGGAGAUGUGAAAAUGUUGCCAGAUAAGGGGUUGCUUUAUUGGAAACAGCAGAACACGCGACACAGCUCUCUAGACCCUCCAUCUCCUACUAGCACAAUCGACUCGAGAACUGGUCAGAAUGGAGAAAGACCGUCGGAGUUGGCUCGUGGAUUAGAACAGUCAUCAAACCAGACGCCGUCCACUUCCUCGUUGAGAGUUCGCAGUGCCUUCACUUUGCCUGAACUGAUGGAAAUAGAUUCGCAUGGAUCAGGUAGUUACUCGAUGCUGCGUUUUCCAAUCAUUUCUGGCCCUCUCGAUAAAAUCAACGCACAACCGAGAAAAUCACUGCCAGAGCACUUCCCUAAACUCACGGAAGAUCAGAAGCCUUCUAGAGAGUCCCUGCACAAACUUCGUGAAAGAAAGGCGCCCAUCAAAAGUCAGCUGAGGCGUUCGCAGUCACCGGCAACUAGCGAUGGUGAUGUUUCUAGUAGUCCAAGUGUAGGCAGUGAUGAUGAUGAUAAUUCAGGAUUACCCAAAGCCUCGCUCUCCGUGUGGAUAGCCGAAGAGAGUCCGAGCCAGAAAAGAGAUCCUGCGUUGGAUGAACGUCCUAGUCCCCAGAGCGUACUGAACUUGAACUGGUUGUUUGAAGACGCGCCAACUGCAGAAAUCCCUCUCCCUCAGUCCAAAGAGGGCAGCGACUCUGGUAGCUCCUCCACCACCACGCUGAGUGUGAGUCAACAGGAGGCUGCUAGGUUGCUUCCAGAAUCUUACCCAAGUCCACCCAGGACCCCUAAAGGUCAGGGUGCAAUCCCCAAGAGGCACACCAGCUCCUCUCACAGGCACUUCCACCACUAUCACAACAGGAGUAACGCGCUGUCUAAUGUUCCUGGUGAAAUUGACAUCGUGUGCCCAGGUCCCGGUCCAAGUAAGAUCCUUACAUUUGUUCCUCGGAUAGCAGAAGAGCCGUCCAGAAGCUCCCCUCCACUUGACCCAACCACCGAAGGACUGGAACUUUUGUGUCCCCCUUCACACCCCCCACGAGGCUUACAAAGUAGCACCAGUAGUCACUCAAGACGCAGAACCCACGGAUGUCGCUCUGGAGUAACUUAUGGAAAUUCCGAGUUCACAUACCACCGAGGGAGCUCUCCUGGUUGUUUGCCAGUGAAUGCAUGUCUCAGCGCAUACGGUGAUUUAAGUCCUGACGAAGGAAUGCCCAGUCGAAGACGCCACAGAAGGACAAAACGGACGUCAAGAGCACACAGGCAGCUGCACGGAAUGCAGGGAGGGCUGGCCAUUCGGACAGGCACUUCACAGUCUCACCAGAGACACUUUAGGCCUACUGAAGCUGUUCUGUCCACUCCAACGCUGCGUCCACAAAUCCCUGUAUCUCUUGCUUCUGUGAUAAUUCCUCCAGGCACGUACAUAGCGUCAUCAUUUGAAGACACCUCCGAAGGAGCUACCCACUGGUUUCAGGACGAGUUGGGCAACUUAUGCACUUACACGUUUGAUGAAAAGGGAAGUGGAACUGCCACCCAGAAGCUGUUCAGAGGCAUUCUGAAGAACACUGACCAAACAUUAAUGCGCACUGACAGCCUAGGCCAGUCCAGCUACCUGAGGACGCUGGUGGAGGGUUUGGGUGCUGCUAGCAACCCGCAGAACUUAGAUCUGCUCGCCUUGGGUUCCACCCCCGGCCGCUACAGUCACAGAAACUCAACCAACAGUGUUUCCCUGGGAACCGGACCUCAGAGUUCACAAGGGGACUUGGACACAGACAGAACGAUUUCCAGGCCCAAACUCACCCUCCCUGAUGUGCAGCCUGAGAAAACAAAGCACUAUUACAACUUCAAAAUCUUGCCGUGGAAGCAGGUGAAAGUGACUUUUGACCGUUUGGCCUUGCUGGCCCUGCUUGAUCGCAACCUGACAAUCUGGGAAAGUGUGCUGUCCGUGUUUCUCGCUGUGAUGGUCGGUGUGCUUGGUGCCCUGCUCAUGAGCAAGGGAUUCCUCGAGGACGCGCUGGUGUUUGUGUUCUGCUUUGUGAUCGCCAGUUGCCAAUACUCACUGCUAAAGAGCGUGCAGCCCGACGCCGCGUCGCCCACGCACGGCCACAACCGUGUGGUCGCCUUCAGCCGCCCGGUAUACUUCUGCCUGGUGGCCGCACUGAUCCUCGUUUGUGAUGCCUUGCUGCCGCAUCUCAGCUCUGACUCGUACAAGUUCUACGGCAUGCACCUCUCGCCUGGCAGCAUCGUGCUGUACACCAGGGACUGCCUCAUGUGGUUUCUGCUCUGUUUUCCUGUCAUCUUCAGCUUUGGUCUGCUGCCGCAGAUCAACACCUUCGCCAUGUACCUGCUAGAGCAGUUCGACAUGCACACGUUUGGCGGCAACGCCACCUCUAGCCUCACGGCUGCCUUCUACUGCGUGAUCAGAAGUGUGUUGGCCGUCGCCUUCCUCUACAGCUUUGCCUACGGUGGCCUCAGCCAGCCGAAAAUGUCGCAGCACUUCCUCUUUUCCAUUUUCUGCGGCCUGCUGGUGGCCGUCUCCUAUCACCUGAGCCGCAGCGCCAGCGACCCCACGUUCAUGUGGCAUCUAAUCAAAAACAACCUGUGGCCCGAGGAAGACUGUGCUCGUCCUAAGACGGAACGCAACUCUGUGGUCAGCGAAGAUAACGAGGAACGCUCCGAAGAGCCCAUCGACCCUCUACCCGCCAAGUUGAAACGAACCAUUAUUUCAAGGCUGAGGUCAGACCUCAUAGUCUGCCCCAUCACGGCGGUCUUUGUCUUCGGAAUCCACUGCAGCACCGUUUUCACAGCGCUCAAGCCAGAAAUUAAUUACAUCAUGUGGGCCCUUGUUUCUGUGAUAGGAUUUUUGCUGCACUACAUCAUGCCGCAGCUCAGGAAGCAGCUACCCUGGUUGUGUUUUUCACACCCAAUUUUUAAGACUCAUGAAUACAAUCAAUUUGAGGUGAGAGAGGCGGCAAAGGUGAUGUGGUUUGAGAAAUUGUACGUCGUGCUGUGCUUCCUGGAGAAAAACCUUCUCUACCCUGUCCUCUUCAUUGGUGCAAUCACCGAAAGUGCACCACUGCUGUUCGAUAAAUUCGGUCUUCAUGCCAGCGCCCUGGUGGUUGCGGUGUGCGGCCUCAAGUGUCUUCGCAGCUCCUUCUCCAACACCCCGCAGCAGUAUCUGGUGCUCGUGUUCACUAUCCUAUUCUUCAAGAUCGACUAUGGCGUCAUUUCGGAAACCUUCCUGGUCGACUACUGCAUCAUGAGCAUCCUCUUCCAGAAGGUGUACGAGUGCAUGCUCAAGGUCAAGUUUGUGAUCACCUACAUCGCGCCGUGGCAGAUCACAUGGGGCUCGCCGUUCCACGCGUUCGCCCAGCCCUUCAGCGUGCCCCACUCAUCCAUGCUGUUCCUUCAAGCGUUCCUCUCGGCCGCCCUGUCGGCGCCGCUCAACCCCUUCCUGGGCAGCGCAAUCUUCCUUGCCUCUUACGUCCGGCCAGUCAAGUUCUGGGAACGCGACUACAACACCCGCAGAGUGGACCACUCCAACACGCGGCUUUCGUCCCACUUGGAGAGGAAUCUUGGUGCGGACGACAAUAACCUCAAUUCUAUCUUCUAUGAGCACUUGACCAGGUCGCUCCAGCACUCUCUUUGUGGUGAUUUACAGCUUGGUCGAUGGGGCCCUGUUUCACAAGGAGACUGCUUUGUCCUGGCUUCGGACUACCUGAACUGCUUAGUGCACGUGAUUGAAAUGGGGAAUGGACUGGUAACGUUUCAAAUGAGAGGCCUUGAGUUCAGAGGCACCUACUGCCAGCAGAGAGAGGUUGAGGCUAUUUCUGAAGGAGUGGAGGAAGAUGAUGGCUGUUGUUGCUGCGAGCCAGGACACUUUCCAAACAUGCUCAGUAUAAACGCCGCUUUCAGUCAAAGGUGGCUAGCGUGGGAAGUAACUGCUACAAAGUAUGUCCUGGAGGGGUACAGCAUCUCAGACAAUAGUGUUGUUUCUAUGCUGCAAGUCUUCGACUUCAGGAAGGUCUUGAUUAGCUACUAUGUCAAGAGCAUUAUUUAUUACGCAAUGAAAUCUUCAAGACUGGAGGAGUGGCUGAAACUGCCCUCAAUUCUGGAAAGUCUGAAAGAAAUGUCAAACAGGCACUUUGUUGAUUUGGAUCCAGUUUUCAAUAUGAACAUCGAUGAUGAUUAUGACUACGUAGCGUCAGGAAUUACCAGAAAUAGUUUUUGCAAUGUCUAUUUAAAGUGGAUUCAAUUCUGCAGCAGAAAAAGAGAAACUAAUAUUGAUACUCAUCGAGAUUCAGCAGCCGUGUCACUUUGUUUCGCACUCAGUCUGAUCGGCCGAAGAACCUUGGGUUCAGCAUCACACAACUCAGUUUCAAGUUUUGUUUUCAGUGUUGAAUUCUUCCUCUACGGUCUGCAUGCACUCUUUAAGGGCGACUUCAGAAUCACUUCUCCGCGUGAUGAAUGGAUUUUUACUGACAUGGAUUUGCUGAAAAAGGUCAUCGCACCUGGAGUCAGAAUGUCAUUAAAACUUCAUCAGGACCACUUUAUGUCUCCUGACGAGUAUGAACAUGACGAAAUGCUGUACAAUGCAAUUGCCAAUCACGAGAAAAAACUUGUCAUCUCUCAUGAAGGAGAUCCCGUUUGGAGAAAUGCGGUUCUGUCGGGAACGCCUUCUCUGCUGGCCCUUAGGCAUGCUAUGGAUGAUGGGGCCGACGAGUACAAAAUAAUCAUGCUCAACAAACGCUACCUCAGCUUCAGAGUAAUCAAAAUCAACAGAGAGUGCGUGCGGGGGCUCUGGGCUGGCCAGCAACAGGAGCUUGUUUACCUCAGGAACAGGAAUCCUGAGCGAGGCAGCAUUCAAAAUGCUAAACAGGUUCUACGCAACAUCAUCAACUCAUCUUGUGACCAACCGAUUGGCUACCCGAUUUACGUGUCGCCCUUAACGACUUCAUACUCGGAGACAAAUGAGCAAUUGGCCUCAAUCGUUGGCGGGCCGAUCAGCAUGGGUGCCAUCCGCAGGGCCGUCAUGCGCUCCUGGCGCCGCCUGCGGACUAGGUGCGGCGAAGGCUGUUCAAGCGGUGGCAUCGGGCCGCAGGACGAGGGCGGCUUUGGCCACGACGGCAUUUACACCAUGCCUAACUACGCCAUCCACGGCUGCGGCCAGCCAGCCUCAGGCAUCUCAGAGACCACAUUUGGCGGCACUCCAGUCAUAGGCAGCGUCGUGUCCAGUCGAGGGCAUGGUGGCAGUCUGGGCAGGACAUCAAUGGGCGCCAACCGCUCUAGUCUUGGCUCCACGAUCAGCAGCACGGCUGGAAAGCCGUCCAGCGCCACUUUGGCCAGUUUGGCUGGACUGAUUUCAGACACAAGUUCAUUGAAGGAGAGGGAGAGGGAGCAUGAAAUGCCAAUUAGUACUCCUUCUGUCAGCUUGACUGUACCUUCCAUAGCACAAGAGCCAGUUCUCCAGAGAGUCAGAAUUCUCGAUCCCAACGUAGUGUACGACACAAUCAACAUGGGCCGGCGCAUCGAUGUUGUGUGGCCUGACGAGCGGAUGCGUUACCGCGGUGGCCGCUCCUUCUGGCGAGACUGGCUGCCUGAGAAGGGCAUGGAGGGCCAGGUGGUGCACCGCUGGGUGCCGAACCACCGCGACAUCAGCCAGCGUUCGCAUGUCGACCGGACCAUCGUGCUGAUCCAGAUCGACGACAAGUACGUCCCGAUCGCCGAGUCAGGCGUGCAGGACCUUGGCGCCGAAGUGUGAAAUUAUUUUAAAGAAACGCUCGAUUGUGCUGGGUGCACAAACUAUCGACGCAAUGAGUAACGUUUCCACCCUCACCCGACCGGUUGGGGCGAAUGUCCACAAUGUUGCCUUACAAUGAUUAUAAUAAUUGAUAUUUACGAACUGAGGUGCAGACUGACAGGUGUAAAAUUGCAAUGACUUUGAAUGGCACAGACAAAAGAAAUAAUGUUGAAUUUCUCAAACGGGCUGUGUUUAUAGAAAAAGAUGAAUUUUAAGCUGGCGCGUGGCAGAUGCAUUGGCUAAAUCUGCAAUAAUCACACACACAGACACACAAUGCUAACCUAAAAAACGAGAUGUUGUUGAUUACUCAAGUAAACAGUCUCUGUUGGAAGAAAUUAGGGUACCAGAGGGAAAUGUAAUAUAUAAACGCCUAAUUUGAUCAAUUGCUCACACAACAGGGUUUGGAUCUUAACGAUUGUUGCACACCUAUUCUUUAUUCAUUUUGCCAGAUCUCACUGCGGGAUUUUCUCUUGGGAAAUUGCCAAAUUAUCAGAUUUUUGUUGCAUUUACUAUGUAACAAAUUGUUGAUUUGUAUGAUUCAUGUAAAUUGCGUAGAAUUUAGUCGGAGACCCUGAGUUGUUGUAAGUGGUAUUAUUCCUGUGAAUUUGCAGAUAUUCUUGGCCUUCAGACGGAUUCAUUUCGUCUUUGAUUGUUCUCAAAAUCUUAAAUGGCAAGACAUGUAAUCGAUCUAGUAGAAUAUCAGAGCCUUCGAUUUUAAAGAUAUAUAUAAAGUACAUUUUAAUAUUUUGGACACUUUCGGUUUACUUUUUGCAUCACAAAUGUACAGUUUUUUAUUGUUUUGUAUCUGAGAGAAUAUUGUUCCUCUUCUAUUAGUCGAGAUGUUGAAAGUCAAUUUUUUAACUUACAUAGUCCAGAAAAUUAGUGAAAAAACCUUACUUUGAGUCGGGAUAACUACUGCUGUUAAAUUCUAUGAGUGAGAUUAAAUUAAUUGAUUUGUGAGUUGAGAGUUGAGCGGCAAAAUUGCUAGCCGAGAUAAAUAAAGUUUUCCAAGGAAGGAAAUCGCUUGAAAAUGAUAACUAAGAUACUAUGUAUAUACCAGAAUAUCAGCAUAAAUAAUAUUUUCUGUAUCGAAAUCUAAACGUCUUAAAUAAAUUGUGUCCAAUAUGCAUCGUUUUCUUGAUCUGGCAGUAUUUGUGAAUGGGACACGUAAAUAAAUUGCAAUUUGUUAUCUGGA
Molecule: messenger RNA, 8084 nt
Organism: Cloeon dipterum
Lineage: Eukaryota; Metazoa; Arthropoda; Insecta; Ephemeroptera; Baetidae
Gene: pcx
Product: pecanex
Exons: 22
Coding region: 152-6850 (2232 amino acids)
Biological process (GO): endoplasmic reticulum organization
Cellular component (GO): endoplasmic reticulum; membrane
Source: RefSeq, a predicted model, not a curated record